Messenger RNA from Caenorhabditis angaria, 576 nucleotides. Lineage: Eukaryota; Metazoa; Nematoda; Chromadorea; Rhabditida; Rhabditidae. The record is from the annotation of a GenBank genome assembly.
AUGUUGACUGAAACUCUGAAAAAAUCGCCUACCGAUUCGACCAAUCAACGCAUAAAAAGACCUAUGAACGCGUUUAUGGUGAGUUCCCUGAUAAAAAAUUUCAUGUUGGAAAGAAAGAAAUAUUUUAGGUGUGGUCACAAAUGCGGCGUCAGGAAAUUUCAUCAACCGGAGGCAAAUUUCAUAAUUCCGACAUUUCGAAAAUGCUUGGCGCUGAAUGGCGGCAAAUGGCCGAAGAAGAAAAGUUACCAUAUGUUCAGAAGGUUAGAAAUUCCUGAAUUAUAUUGGAAAUUGAAUUAAAAUUAUCUAAUUUAGGCUCGUGAUUUACGCGAGGAGCAUUUUAAGGAACAUCCAGAUUACGUUUACCGGCCAAGAAGAAGAAAGCGAAUUCAAAAAAUUGUGACUGAAAACCGUCUGCCAAGUGAAGAACAACAAAUUGAAUCAGUAAACCGUUUCUUCCCACAUUUUCUGAUGAGUCAGUUGAUCUAUCAAAAUCUUAUUUCACAAAUGCAAAAUCAGAAUGCUCAAAAUGUGCCACCCCAAGAAUCACACUCACCCACAGAUACUCUAAAGCAUUGA